Molecule: messenger RNA, 3338 nt
Organism: Seriola aureovittata
Lineage: Eukaryota; Metazoa; Chordata; Actinopteri; Carangiformes; Carangidae
Gene: saal1
Product: serum amyloid A-like 1
Exons: 13
Coding region: 132-1541 (469 amino acids)
Source: RefSeq, a predicted model, not a curated record
UUGACGCAUGCGCAGCUAGUGACUCAAGUCAAAUGGAGGCUGUUUGAAACGUCUUGUGCUGUGAAAAAACAAACACGACUAUUUUGGUUUAAGUAUUUACCAGCUAGUUACGUUUGCAGAGGGCGGUCGCUAUGGACUGCAGUGUUGAUGGUGCAGAGGAGGUGGAGAACGAUAGCUUGACAUCUCGCACUGGAAUAGAGUCCCCUGUAAUGGACCGUAACCCAUCGCCACCCCCAGAAACGGCUGAUGGAGAGGAGGACGAAGAUUUGGAUGCCAUUGGAGACACUGUGUACAGCAAGCACUGGCUUUUCAGCACCCUGACUCGUCUCAUCCAUAUGGUCACAGAGCAUGCAGAGAAGGACUCUGAAGGUCAAAUGCAGCUCCCUGAUGAUGAUGAGGAAGAUCUGUGUAGAGUCUGGGAUAUGGCAAUGGAUAAGGAUGUGGCUGGUUUCCUGCAGGAAUUCAAAGCUACAGAUAUCCUCCUGGGGGUGAUAGCCAAAUCUCAUUGUCCACGUCUCACUGAAAUUUGUGUGGGAAUCCUUGGAAACAUUGCUUGUUUUCCUGACACUUGUCUGACUCUCAGCCAAAAUCAAGAUUUAGGCGCUGUGCUGUUGCUUCUUCUCGGAGAUACAGAUCCUCCAACGCUUCUGGAAACAAGCAGAUUGCUGCUGACCUGUGUCUCUCAGAAAGAUGUUAGUUCCCUGUGGCUUCAGCGAAUACGACAGCAGACGUCUGUGCGUUCCCGCCUCUGUUUCAUCAUGUGCAGUUCUACCAACACUGACCUGCUUGAGAAGGUUGGAGAGCUGGUUGACAAACUGUUUGAUCUUGACGAAGAGCUGAUGAAGAGUUGGAUCACAGCUCAGCCAAGAGAGGAGGAGGAGGAUGAUGGUGAAAGCUGUCUGGACGUGGCCUCAUGCCUUCUUGAGGCAGCCAAGCAGCUUAGACAAGAGAGUCCGAAUGGCUUGGAGGUUUACCUUCAUGCCCUCCAACUCCUCACCACCAUAGAUGAGGGCAUUCAGGUUUUUGCGGCCCCUGAUGGACCCGGCAAAGCAAUAUGGGACUUUGUUUGUGGGGUGGUAUGUGAGGACCUUUGCCAGCCAAAUGAUCCUCCAGUUGUCCUGCAAGAGCAGAAGAGCAUUUUGGUUCAGGCGUUUUCUGUGCUUCAGGCUCUUCAUAGUUGCCAGGAGCAAUGGCCCAGCAAAAGUGACACAAGUCCCUCCCUUAUAGCGACCAUUUUGCGGGUGCUCCAGAACCACAGUGAGUGCAAAGAUGAUGGUACCAACAAAGAAAGCACAAAAGAUGAACUGCUCCAGACCCUGGCAGAGAUCACAGCUGAGUUUCUAGCUGACAUCUUCAAUCAGAUCACCAAGGACACUGUGGCAGAUUUGGUGAAUAAAGGUUUUCUGACAGAGAAGACAUGUCUCAUAGCUGCUGGCAGUUUACUGCCCAACUUUAAGACUUCGUUUCAGCACCUGCAGCUCAUGUUGGCAGAGACUGAUCCCCAGCUGGCAGACGUGGUGAGGAAACAGUUUCCUGACUGAGACACAGAUCAGUGUUCAGCACUCAUCCUGACUCUCACCACUGCUUUUUAUAGUGGACUUUAUUUCCUCUCCAAAGAUCCUGCUACAAGUCAGAAUAUUUGCAUUUCCACCGGAAAGACUCGGAUGUCACACCAAGUUACGCUUAUGUUUUAAGUUUUUACUUGUUUUUAGAAUACUAUUUUUGUAUUAAUUAAAUAAUGUCUUUUUAUUGAAAACAAUAUGUGCUUGUAAUUUUUACUCAAACAUUUUUAUCAUUGCUGGAUGCACAGGCCUCAGUCAAACAGCAGAACAGUCUAUAGAGAGGUGCUUCACUUUUUCAACCUAAAGAAUCAACAGAAAACCAUAACAAUAAUAUUAAUAAUAAUAAUAAUGAUAUUAAUGGCUUUCAUCGGACUACCUUUGCACAUAUCACUGUAAAAUUACAGAGCAUUUAUAUGAAGGCAGUCAAUUGACAUCCAAAUUCAUUAACCUGUGAGCAUGUUCUCUUUUUUAUUUUAUUUAUUUAUUCUUUAUUAUUUCAAAAUGUAAAUAAGACACUGGUACAAUGAAGAUCUAACUGUAGUGUUGUACAUGUUACAGUUCAAUGAAGUAUACACUACCUUUGAUAAUUACAUUAUUUUGGGCUCUACUACAUGAAGGCAAAUGUCUGUCAGUCAUGUUUCCAGAAAAUUUGACAUACAAGCCUUCACUGCAGCAUUUAGCCAAAACUUAACAAAAUGUUUCCAUAUUUAUUUCUUAAACAUUAAAUACCUUUAUCACAAAGUAUACAUUGUUUUAAUUAAUCAGUUGUUUUUUUUAAUACAAUGAAAAUAUACAUUUCUGUAUCAAAUUAAAUUGCAUUGAAUGUGUACUGAGUCACCUUUCCAAGCAUAUGAGUAAUGGUGCUAAUGCUGAUGACAACAUCAAGUGUUUACCAGAGGGUGACAGUCACUCGCUAAGGACAAUAAAAUUAGAUGAAAGGCUUGAGCCAGGCAACAAUGAACUCAUUUGGUUUCCAAAUGCACCAUUUCACCCACUCAUGGAGAAGAGCAGGACAGCCUGCGCAUUUUCCAGCAAGCUUACGAAGGCUCUGAAUAUAGCAGCUUUUUAAUUAAAGCUUGGAUUGAUAUGUAGAACACUCUUUCUAAUGGAAAUCCUGAAAUGGUCAGAGUGUAUGCGAGACAGAGAUCACCACCUAUGGGAAAAAAAAAACUGUCUUUUUAAUCCUGCUAUCUUGAAACACGUUCUGAACCUUGACUAGACUCGUGAUGCACAUAGGUGGCCGGUGCCUUGAUCUGCGAGUCAUGUUGUGUUUGUGUUGUAAAUGGCAAGAAUGAUGUAGAUGUAAUCAUGCUUGGCCUUUCAAGAUUGCUUGUGGCCAGUGACUUGCACUUUGCUGGCUGCUCUGUCUUCAGGCUUCGCUCCCGGGCAAGUCAUGUCAUAGAGAUCAGAGUGAAGCCCAGAUGUUUCCUGCUGCCCUGCCAAACUUCAUUGUCAGUCUGCCAGGCUUCACAGCAGCUUGAUAUGAUCUGACUCCAUGAACCUAACGCAGCAGGCCGUUGCUCGUGUGGCCGGUGCUUUAUACACAUCAGUGACGCCAAGGCAUGUCAGGCCUGUCUGAUGCUGAUGCUGGAUGUCAUUUAUUUCUUUUUCUGUUUACCUCUGCCCACAAAACUAACUUGCUGGUUUUUUUUUUUUUAAAUGACCUGACAUUUACCCUCACAGUGAAAUACGUUCUAUUUUGGUCUCUCAUUUGUGUGAAAAUUCAUGUGUUCAAAGUCCUUAUGUAACCCAGAAAGAAUAUAACACUACCUUUCA